Diabrotica virgifera virgifera (western corn rootworm) is the source of this 797-nucleotide messenger RNA. RefSeq lists its product as uncharacterized. The record is from RefSeq and is a predicted model, not a curated record. The coding region runs from base 88 to 747 and encodes 219 amino acids. Lineage: Eukaryota; Metazoa; Arthropoda; Insecta; Coleoptera; Chrysomelidae. The transcript is spliced from 2 exons.
CCAUAAUGUCAAAGCAAUCAGAACCAUUUUGACAAAUUUGUAUUUUCAUUUUUUGUCAACAUUCCCAAAUUUUCGUGAAUUUUUGCCAUGAGAAAAGCAAACUCAGUUGUUGCUACUACAUCAGGUAUUUUUCAAAGAUAUGUCGUACCAUGCUGGUCAUCUGUGCAACUUUCGUUAGUAGCUGCGUUUUGUCUGAAGGUGUACUACGAACAUGUAGCUAAUAGAGAUGCGCGACAUUUGGCUCAUUUUUCAUACCUAAUUAUGAUCGCCAACGCUUGUGCUGGACUUUUGAGAUACACUAACGACGAUACCUACUGUGAUCUUAGAAUUCUACUAGACUACGGCCAACUAGUUCUUGCCCUUCCACUAAUAGUAACCGAAUUUUUGCUAAAAAAUGAAGUCGUACCAGCAGAAGUAGCAUACAUACCAACGGGCAUAGCAUUUGCAACGUUUUUAAUGUUCAUUUUUCUGGAAUAUAAACGACAAGAUCUGACUGAUUUAAAUGUUAUCACUAGUAUUUUAUGUUAUAUCAUCGUUGGUUAUGCCUAUAGUUUAUAUGCGUUUGUAGCUGGUUUAAUUUUUGGUUUAAAUUAUUUUCUCAUUAAGAGGCGGGAGGAAUGUUUUUUGAAGAAAGCAAACCAGUUUAAUUUGUUAAUGUCCGCAUUUGCCUUAAUGUCGUUGUUAUCUCUAGAUCCUAAUUGUCUUAAUGUAUCAGACGAUUAUCCACAAGAAUUUCUGGGUGAAUGAUUGGAUAAAUUGUGUAUUUACUGUAUUUAAAAAUAAAUGUCCUCACCUUA